AUGGCCGAACACGCUGCAGCGGUGCGGAGAAAUGACGUCGGCUCUCAAGUUGCGGCUCAUUCGACCGGUUCCGGCCACAAAUUCAAAUUUGACCAGGCCGAAAUUCUCGCAAGAAGUGACAACUGCGUGAGGCGGGAGCUGCUUGAGUCAUGGUUUACUGGCCCCCAGUCCAUUGACAAGUGCAAUGAUCUUCCCAUUCAAUACACCGUGCUGAGACUUCGUCUAGGCGGAGUAAUUGGCUACGCGGGGAGCGCACAGGUGAUUCUCCUCCCAGCACCCGGGUCAGCGCGUCAGAUGGUCGAGCAAUCAUCACACCAACAUCCAACUCACGUGAUGAAAUUGCAGCAAAUAACGGCGCGAAUAUCGGCCAUCACACCAAGGGCAACGAUCCCAGAUGAAAGGGAGGGGGCCGUGAAUAUUCAUAGGUAUGCGGUAGCAUAAUAAGGAGUGCUGUGCACAGGACCUCCCAGACCCUGAAGAUGGGUAGACGAAUAAACUACCCUGAACGUCGGAUCUCAAAAAAACCCUCCCGGUGAACGCCCCCUCUUCUUUUGAUAUGCCACCUGGGAAUCGGAUUUUCACUACUAUACUGCGGAAUUUCCAUAAUGUAUUUCACUAAGUCAUUUCGGGUGUACAAAAAAUCUACGAGGGAGGAAAAAAGAGAGCAGCAGCUACCCUUCUUUGAUUUUCCUACCAAAAAAAGAUAAGAGAACAGUUUUGACGAAGAUGACAAAAACAUGCAACUCAUCAGUCUUCAUGGUGGCCAUCCGGUGACUUGCAAACUAAGUUCUAUAAAAGCGCUUUCAAACGGAUGCAGAUAUACUACGGAAACCUUAAAAAAACCGUGAGGCCCAGUUAUGCGAAAGGAAUUUCCGAAGGCACUACUAAGCCGAUGUCUGAGUGUUCGCCUACGGAGGACUUCAAUGGAAAUAACCCUGAUGGCAAAGCAUGGUCAGACGUACAAAAAGUAUAUUUCAGACACAGCUAGGCCCGCUUCAGCACAGUGAGGCAUCGAAAUAACCCGCUGUCCCAAAGGCAACAUUUGCAGCAGGGUCACGCAAAUCGAGUAUUGAUUAACUUGAUUUUCAAACUGUUCAUGUAACUAGGCCGGUCAAGUCGAAUGCGUGCUCAGACUGCGUACAAACGAAUAUAAGCCGGCUUUGAGACGGGGGCGGCAAAUUAUGCAGGAUUGUCCACAAAUACGAAACCGAUCACAUAAUUCAACUCGCGGCCACCCGAGAGAGCCGCCUACGAUUAAAGUCUGGGCAUCGAAUACGAACUUAUCCAAUUAAUUUAUUGAUUUGGAGCCGGCAUACAGAGCCCUGAACACACAUUACGACCGUACAAGUGAUCGCGGAUUGUCAAAUCUACCUAUAACCGUCACCGUUUUGACACCGCUACUAGCACUGACAGGCAAAGUCCGCACCUAGAAAAAGUAAAGAAAUGCUUUUUGUGCUCUACCGGCUUUCCUCCUAUCCGUAGAUGCAACAGGAGUUUGUACAUCUGCAUCCACCUUGAAUGAGAUAAACAGCUUAAUAGACAAUGACCGGAUUGACGUAUUUUACUUGUCUAAGUUGACGCACUGGAAUUAAUUGGCACAGUUAGACCAGACAAUGAACAUCCGGAGUGUUAUUUUCAUUGGAAUGAGGUACUCCCACAGUGACCUAUGACUAAGCGAUACCAUUUGUUUGAAAUACAAAUUGUCUGAAAAAGCGAUGUCGUUGACAGUAAGACAUUCUUAUUAUAACUAAGGUUACUUAUCCUAUUUCGCGUUCCAAUUUAUCGUCGUCUUAUCUGAAGGCAAACGUUCUGAGAGUAUAGUCAGCGAAUAAGUGCACCUUUCAGUUAACCGGACUCAGUGCCUCAACUUCAGAAAUUACUCGUUAUUUUGUGAAUGAUUGUGUUAUGUGACAUAGAAAUUAAUUUGGAUACCAAUCAUUAACCUUAAAUAUUUACCGUUGUAUGCAUAGGGACCUCAGCAUUUGAUAAAAUGGGUGAGCGAAAGUCAAAUAAAUGUGCUAUAUUUUGGUCCCCACCAGAUGAGACUAAUAUAUGAACUUGUAGAGCACGUUAAGCUAAUAAGUGCAAUCGUGUGAGAUUCGAGUUCAUGGGAAAAAAAGAAAAAGGAAAUCUAAAAAGUUGGAUGCUAGUAAAAGACGAAAUGCAGAAACUUAACCAAAAACACCGCAUAAUGCAACACUAGAAUAAGUUCAUUAUGCUAAAUUAAUUUUGGACCUAGAUACCGAAAAAUUUAAAGAGCUUGUCUGCACCUGCCAUACACGACCUGGGUAAUCCCACACCAGAUAUUCCAGGAAACCUCAUUUCGCAGCCGCAUCUGCGGCAAACAAGUCCCAGCCUAACCCCUAACUCAUACCUCAAUCCCUACCCCCAACCGCUGACCCCUAACCUUAAUCACUAACCCAUAGUCCCCACCCCUAACGCAAACCCACAACUCUGACCUUUAGCCUCUACCCCCUAACCUCGACCCUUAAACCCCUAACAGGUACGGCUACGAAAUAGCAUCUUGCCCUUUUUUCAAUCAGUGAGUAUAAUCCUUCCUGCCGAAAGAAAAUGUAUUUGCCGUCGGCGCUCCUAGGAUCCCAUCGCCGUACUAUCCUCCUUGCUUUGGCAUGUGCUGUGUCUCCGGAUUGUCCAGCCGAAGGACGUGUCACGAUUAAAAUGUGUAUCUUAUUUUCAUACCUGAUAAAUAUCGCGUUCUGUCAAUCACCUGGCCCAAUCGCCAGUCAGUCGACGCUCUUAAAACCGGUCAAAAAUUCAUGCAGUUCACCCAAUUAGCUUAUAAUUAGUUGUAACUUACGGUAGUCAACUGUCGACUUAACCGCUACGAAAUCGAAAAAGAUUAUUUCGAUUCUCAGUGCAAAUUAUAAAUUUCAUCUGCAGAGCAAUUAGUCUAAUGACGAUCGGCGGAAACUCUUUGCUGCGAACAGCUGCAUUUGGACGAUAAGCUUGACUUUACCAACAUGCAUCUUAGUAUGACCCCCACAUUAUCCUCACGUAUAUAAAACAAGGCCACUGUUGAGGUUUCCCGGAAUAUCUCGAGUGGGAUCGACCAGGUCGAAUAGGACAAGCGCGGAUGACCUCUUUAGAUUUUUCGAUAACCAGGUCCAAAAUUAACUGUAUCAUAAGUAACUCGUAGGCGUGAUUUCAAAGGCGAUGUCCCGAUGGCGAGACGUUUGUCACCGUUAGGAAGAACAUACUGCGGAAUCUCCAUCAUUUCGGAUGUAAAUAAAAUUCACGAGGGACGAAGAAAAGGAGCAGCAGCUACCCUUCUUCCAGUUGCUUUCCAAAAGACGACCAGAAAAGUGUUUGGACGAAGGUGACGUAAACAUGCAACUUCUCAGUUUUCAUAGUGGUCAUCCGGUGGUCUGCAAACAAAGUUCUAUGAAAGCACUUUUCAAACGGAUGCAGAUUUACUACAGAAACCUAAGAAUCACGUGAGGCCUAGUUAUGCGAAAGGACUAUCUGAAGGCACUACUAGGCCGAUGUCUGUGUGUUCGCCUCCGAAGGAUGUCAGUGGGAACAUCCCUAAUGGUAAAGUAUGCUCCGACAUACAAAAAACAUAUUUCAGGGACAGCUGGGCCACUGUAGCACAAUCAGGCAUCGAAAUAACCCGCUGGCCCAAAGGCACGAUUUGCAGCAAGGACACGCAAAUCGAGUAGUGAUUAAUUUGAUAUUCAAACUGUUCAUUUAGCUAGGCCGGUCAAGCCGAAUGCGUGCUCAGACUGCGCACAAACGAAUAUAAGCCGGCUGUGCGACGGGGGACGGACAAUUAUCCAUAAUUGUCCACAACUACUUAACCGAUCACGAAACUCAACUCGCAGCCAUCCUAGAUAGUCGUUUACGAUUAAAUACUGGACAUCGAAUGCGAAAUCCUUUAAUUAAUUUAUCGAUUUAGAGCCGGCAUACAGAGACCUGAGCAUAUAUUACGACUGUACCAGUGGUCAUGGACACUGACGGGAAACAUCCGCACGAUUGUAAUAGCUUAGAAAAGUAAAGAAAUGCCUUCUGUUCUCGACCGGUUUUCCUCCUCCACAUAGGGGCAUCAGAAAUUCGAAUAUCUGCCUCCACCUUGAAUUGGAUACACAGCUCAAUAGGCAAUGACCCGAUUGACGUUUUUACUUGUCUAAUUUGACGCACUGAAAUUUAUUAGUACAGUUAGACCAGAUAAUGAACAUAUGGAAUAAGGCAUUCCCACAGUGACCUCUGACUUAGCGAAAUCAUUUAUAUGAAAUACAAAUUAUCUAAAACAUAUAUAAUGUCGUUGACAGUAUGACAUUGUGAUUAUAACUAAGAGUACUUAUCCUAUUUCGCGCUCCAAUUUAUCGUCGUCUUGUCUAAGCACAAACUUUCUGAGAGUACAGUCGGCAAAUAAGUAAAGUUUUUUGAUUAACAGGACUCAAUGCCGAACUCCAGGAAUUACUGGUUAUUUUGAGAAUGAGUGUGCUAUUUGACAUAGCAAUUAAUCUGGAUAUCAAAUAUAAACCUUAAAUAUUUGCCGUUGUAUACGUAGAGAGCUCUGAAUUUAAUGAAAUGGGCGAGCGAAAGUCUAACAAAUUUGCCAUAUUUUUGGGUCCCACCAGAUGUGACUAAUAUAUGAAAUUGUAGAGUGUGUUGAGAUAAAAAGUGCGAUGUUGUGAAACAUAAGUUGAUGGAUCAAGAAGAACGAAAUCUACAGAUUUGGAUUCUACUGAAAGAUAACACGUAGAAUCUCAGCAAAUAACACCGCAUUGUGCGACAUUAGAAUAAGUACGGAGUGUUCUCUCGCUAUGCUAGAUGACCAUGGGCCUAAACUAAAUAUGCUCGUCUAGGUCCACUAUUUAAUAAACGUGCAUUUGGAGAAUGGGUUUCCUGUGGAAUUAUCACAUAGGUGUCUUGAAUACAGCAGCGUAUAAUGCAACGAUAAUCUUAUUUUUGAAACGUCGUUUGUGUCAUUUAAGAAAUUAACUUAGAUUUCAAUUAUUUUGUACUACGCAUGCUAAAUUACCGUAAAAGUACAAGUGCGAAACGAAAUCUUCUUGAUCAAUUUAUCUAAGAUGGUCCGUAAAAAUGGGGGCGUAAUAGAACGUGACUAUCUCUUGCAUCGGGAUAUGCAAUACUGAUGGAAGCACGUUCGACAUUUUUGCAACAAUAAAAAUGACAGACGACAUUUUCAGCAGCUUCAAAAAUUCAUUAGACACGCAUUUUGUCAGACAGAUGUAUAAAACGUUUUUGUCGUCCUGUAGUAUGCUCGUUAUUUUGCUUUCCACCUUGACAUAUAAGCAGACUAAGCCAUCGUCGUAAAUGCGAUUAAGUGAUCAGUCCGAAAUAAGAUUUGUUGAUGAGACUACCAUCUAACUUGCAACAAAACAAAUUCCAUAGCUAAGAGCGUGUGUAAAUAUCUGAUGCGCAGAAAUCCCAGGAACAUAUGUCAGAACAAAAAGUCACCUUCUGACGUUAUCUGAUUUCCUUAGUGCAUGUCAUCGCCAAAACGGAGCGUAUAACGCCAAAGAGAUUCCCGCUGCCCCAGAAAAUCUCAAUACGGGUAUUUUUGACUUACAAACUGAAAAAUCGACUUGAGCGAUCUGCGGAGCUUUUAAUCCAUUUUUGUCUUUUAGGUUAAUGCUUGCUAAUAAGGGGUUCGUAUGGGCAUUUGGUUGGUCUGCAGUAGUCACUAGACUAUAAAACUGUCAGACUGCAAUACGAUUCCGACUUUAUUCGAAGCAUGUCUUGUUUUGCCAAAAGAGUAAACUGCAUGUUAUCUGCGAACAUGCUUUUUUCAGCGCGACAUGGCAACCAGUCAAACAAACAUUGCAUGACGUCGUCCUGCAUUAGCAAGGCCACUCAUACAUGCUGGCCGUUUGACAAUUAUGUUGGACUCUCUUUGUCAUUAGAGGAAUAAGUCGACGCACUUUAGUUGGUCAUGCCCGAGCUAAAAAGCAUGGAAAUGUGGGCGUGCCGAGGUGAGGAACAGUUGUUUGUCAUAAUUACGUCAUAAUACCAUUCGUCAUAUAGCGAUGUAUCUUGGUAUACGCCUCAAAACAUGCAGAUUCAGAGCUUUAAAACAAAUUGGAGUAAUUCAUACUGACAUAACUGAGAAAAAGUCGACGUCUUGAAGUCAAACCCACGACAAAAAGGGUAGGUUUUAGUACAGCCACACCACUAGCCACUCGAGGUACGAGGCCACAACGGCAGUUUCGUUUUUUUCGCCUUCCGCGUUUUCGAUGUUAAUAAUGAUAAAAUGCGGAUGACAUGACCGAGAACAAAUUAAUAGCACAAACCAAGUGUACAACUGCGGUCGUUAGAAAUGUGAGAAAUGGGCCAAUGUUAUCAUUGUAAGCGCCGAUUUUCUGGUGUCAUUAAAGCAAAUGGUGGCUGCAGAGAAGCACUGAAGUGAAUAGCAGAGACGGCCUUGCACAAGAUCUCAGAUGGUUCCCAAAAAUGCCUACAAUUCAAAUAUUCGUAAAUAGUGCAAAUUUACCUGCCAUGUCCUGUAUUAAAAUCCCACCUUUUGUGGAAGAACCGCGGGAGAAACCAGGAAAAGAUUGCUCUUUGGAAAAUCUGUACUUUCACGGUUUCGGACAAAGAUGAAAAGCAGAUCAUCUGAAGUCUUUGUAGUCGACUUGACGUAGGUGGCCAUUUGCUCUUGCCCUAUAGGUUAAAACAGAAUAGAAAGAGCUGACCGCGAAAAGCAUCCUUUUGGCUGGAGAGGAGAUGAGGUAAUGGGGUUACGUUUAGUAAAACCUGUCGUUCCAAUGACUUCUUGGACCUUGCUUUAAAUCGACGGCCAAGUUUUCAGCUCACAUGGAAUUCUUUUUAUCAAGAUAUGAAGUAGGGAGAUUGAUCAAAUUAGUGUAAAAACGGAACGGAGCAAGCUACGAAGCAAAAAAGUGUAGGAUGGGUAAUAAAACUCUGUGUAUUAUAGUAGAGGAGUCACUACGCGAAGUCUUGGACCGAAAGGCAAUUCAAAGUAGAAAACACCAACGCAACUGAAGCUUUCAAACACAUAAAAUAGAAGUGCGCUAACUAGGGUUACUUGACAUAAUUCAAAAGGCACGUAUAGCAGGCUCCUAAUUCUUACUUUAAGUCUCAGCCUAAACUCCCUUCCACCUGACUUUAACCUCAGUCCAUAGCCCUACACUUAAACUUGAUCCGAUUGGGAUGGAAAGACUGCUUCCACUGUGUUUUUCCAAAUAUGUACUUUUAUUGCAUAACGAAUGAGUUUUCGAGCCAUGCAGGUCAGACAAGUGGAAUCUCACGAACUUCAAUGGCUUAUUGUAGUUUAACCAGAUGACUAUAGUAUUAACAUUCUGGAAGACCGGUCGCGUUGUGCCAGAAUUUUCAGUGAUAUGAUUUGCGGCAUCUUGAAACUCAUGGCGUACUCAUAAAUUUCAUGUUGUUGUGAAAUCGAUAGCAUAUUAGAGCUCGCGCUGAGUUUGAACUCUGGGAGACCGCCAAGAUUUUCACGACGGAAUUCGAAGGUUCGUGAAUUAAACCAAUUAAUGUAACUUAGGCCAAGGUUCUCGACGGAUAACCAUUCAAACACUGGGUGCUUUUGACAGAUUGCUAAGUCAAAGUGCACGUCACUACAAAAGGAACUAAAAUGCGGAUUGUUGGUCACAGCCUCAUCUGCAAAAUGAGAAGACUUACCUGACUUAGUACUUUUAUGGCAUAAAAAACGCAUACCACUGUAUAUUAAUAAGUACUUUUCGAGAGCUUGUGUUCUUGAGGACAUUGAAUCCUGUUUGUUGAGGAAGGUCGCUAACAGUCAGGUGCCCCUACGUUACCGAGGUGAUCCACCACAUACCCCAGAAAAGGAUGGGCCAGUGAUAGUGGUUUGCUUUUACGUUAGGAUAUAGGGAUUGCAAAAUCACGCUGCAUCUGAAACACUCCUCCUCACCCACCUGGUUCUAAUGUCAAAGAAGAGUUAAGAAAACCGAUGGCGGUAGAGGACACAGGUGGCUGACACGGUGAAAACCAGUACCCAGGCGUACCAUCACACCCUCUGGUUCGAAGAGUACUCUGGCUAGGAUUUUACACAAAAAGUGAGUGGUUUUGACUUGCACCCAGCCAUGUCCCCACGCCCUUAACUUUGACAUUUGUUGUGAAAGUGCAAUUUCAAAAACGCUUCUCUGACCUCGAUCAUGUCCCUUGUUGGACCACCGCACCUAUCUCUCUCGGCUGUUUAAAAAAACAAUAAAGCAGAUGGCCACACAGAAGGCGACAACUGGUGAAAUUUAACUACUAUUCUGUUCUAUUGGUCUGCUCACUGCUUCGAUUCAGCAAUAAGGUGACAGAGUGCCUAAAAUAGUUGGAUCGUCAAGACGAAAACGCCACCAAAAAGACACAGUAAUGUAAGCUGCGGAACGUAUCUGCUCUACCGGCCUGACCUUCGGCUGGUGGAAGCACUUGCAAAAAUAUUUCAGGAAAAGCGGCGGCAAGGCCAAGUUCUCGGGGUUCAAAGACGCAACAAUCGCCUAUCCCUACAUGCUGAACGUGUUGUAAACUCUUUGUUCCAAAGAGCGAAUUAUUUUCACAGUGAUAAACUAGAAUUCAUAUUUAGGGGGGGCGUCAUAUACGCCUUCCAUUGCAUUUUAUAAAGUCCGUUUGAGAAAUGAAAUUGGUGACGUUGUAAUUCGAGAGUCCACCGCUGCACAAUCCUCCACUUUUUCGCAUGUCUUCUGUCUCCAGAGUGUUCUGCUUAAAGAAGUGCCAAAGUGAUGCUUUGACGUACAUUUCAGAAAGCGGAGAUGCGAUCAUUGAAACAAGAAAUUUAUUGGCCUGACGUUUCAGAUUCUCACUCGAAUCCAUCAUCAGAGGCAUUCGAUGACUGCCAGGUCAUCGACUGACAGGUCCUCCGGGAUAGAAGUGAAAACGGACGUGACAUCUAAGGAAACCAUGACAUCGCUUGACAGGAGACUUGCUCCUUUAAGUUUCUCCAAGAAUUGCGUUGACGAGCUGACUGUGUGGCCCGAAUCGGAGGUCAGAAAAUUGAGAGCCUGAAACAGCCACUUUGCCAGUUCGUAGGUUGCAGUACCCCUAAGCGACACGAUAGGCCGGAGAGGAGCGCCCUCUUUGUGUACUUUUGGAAGACCGGAAAAUCGGGCUGGGCCCGUUUCUUGUGCUCUCGCCAUGCACCCGAUUUCUCCAUUGCUAACAGUGUCGCGUUAAUCUCGCGUGUCAGCGUUUUUAUGGAGUUGGAUUCGCAUGGGACAUAGGACUGACGAUCCUCCAACAAGCUUUUGGCUUUUUGAUUGUAGUCUGUCCUGUCCAAUACGACCGUUAAACGUCCCUUGUCCGCAGGCAGGAUAACGAGGUCGUUGUCGGUCCUGAGUUCCUUAAGUGCAUCGCGCUCGACCUUGGAAAGCACGUCGGGCGGCCUAUGAGCCAUGAGGAGGGAGAACACUUGGAGUCAAAUGAGGUUCUUGGUUUCAUCUGUCGCUCCGGUGUGGCUGAGGAUUGA
Spirometra erinaceieuropaei is the source of this 9460-nucleotide messenger RNA. Lineage: Eukaryota; Metazoa; Platyhelminthes; Cestoda; Diphyllobothriidea; Diphyllobothriidae. The record is from the annotation of a GenBank genome assembly.